AGGUAUGUUUGCUUGCCUAUUGGCUUCCGAAGGUUUAAAAGUGUUUAUACUGAGAUCUGCUUGAUGUUUCUGUAGACGAAUUGCUAUAUCUGUAAGAAAGGUGGCCACCGUGCCAAAGAUUGUCCAGAGAAGCACAUGUCGGCACGUGUUCCUAAAAGCUUAACGGUGUGCUUGAAGUGUGGGAAUUCUGGGCAUGAUAUGUUUUCAUGCAGGAAUGAUUAUUCACCGGAUGAUCUCAAGGAGAUUCAAUGUUAUCUCUGCAAGACAUUUGGCCAUUUGUGCUGUGUCAAUACUGCUGAUGCAAUACUGGGAGAAAUUUCUUGUUACAAAUGUGGUCAGAUGGGUCAUACUGGUUUGGUAAGUUAUAUUUAAUAAAUUAUAUUGUUAUUUACGCGCCUUUCCUAAUGUUUUUACAAGGGAGAUUUUAUCUGUCCUUUUGAUCAGUGCCAGCUUCCACACAAUUACAUAUUCAUAAUUUGAGAAUAAUUUAAUAAAAACUAAAAAAUAUACUGAAAAUCUCUUUCAAUCACUACCCUUAAAUUUCUUGGUGGCAUUUAUGGUAUAACAUUAGGAGUGCAUAUUGAGAACUAUAAGCUGAAGUGCUGAACCCUUGAGAACUUGAAGUUAAAUGGGUCAUUUUAUGCAUAACUAAUUAUAUGAUAUUAAUAGUUCACAAUUAGAUAUUCCCUAAAAUGAAUGGAUGCUGCAUCAUAACUAGCAAGUAGCAAAUGCAUGUACAUCUUGUAAGGAAGGACAUGGUAAACAUGGGAAUGAGAACUGAAUUGGGACCCGUGAAGAUGGUGAAUGGACAAAUUAUCCGGAUAUGAAGCAAUUAGUUGAUACAUCAAUAAAAGUGUUCCGAUCUCAAAGACAAGCUCGAGUACCACGUACUAAAUCCAGCAACAUUACGUGGAUAAAAGUGCAGUGUCCUCUACAGCGCAACGGUAUCGAUUGCGGAUACUUUGUAAUGAGGUUUAUGAGGGAAAUCAUUAAUAUGAAUCAAAUAGAGAUUCCAAUCACGUACUUUGAUGAAUACAAGUGUGCUCAUUACACGAGACUGCAGUUGGAACAAAUCAAGGAGGAAUUGUGUCAAUAUUUUAUUGAGAAAAGAUUAAUUAGUAUAUAAUGGUUUCAAAAUAACAUGAAUACUUUGAUGAAGAAUGGUUUCUGGUUGGCAAGUGUAUAGUUCUUUAUAUUUUUAACAGAUUAGUUAUGACUCCAAAUAGGCCGUAUAACAUAUUAGUUUUGACUUGUGUAUAGUUCUUUAUAAUUUUAGUGAUAUCUUUAA
Molecule: messenger RNA, 1288 nt
Organism: Lathyrus oleraceus (garden pea)
Lineage: Eukaryota; Viridiplantae; Streptophyta; Magnoliopsida; Fabales; Fabaceae
Exons: 5
Coding region: 824-1126 (100 amino acids)
Source: RefSeq, a predicted model, not a curated record